This is a messenger RNA of Acipenser ruthenus (sterlet), 1572 nucleotides long. RefSeq names its product heterogeneous nuclear ribonucleoprotein C-like. The record is from RefSeq and is a predicted model, not a curated record. Gene Ontology annotation, molecular function: RNA binding. Lineage: Eukaryota; Metazoa; Chordata; Actinopteri; Acipenseriformes; Acipenseridae. The transcript has 11 exons. The coding region runs from base 376 to 1398 and encodes 340 amino acids. Gene Ontology annotation, cellular component: nucleus.
CUGUGACCAAUGAGAGCAGAGCUGCACAGAGCGCGAGCUUGUCUGUUUACACAUCACGGCCGCCAUUUCGUGAAGAGAGUUUGAGUCGAGCGCAGAGAAAUUCAAUCCGAGAAACAGAAAACGCUAAAUAACAUAGCGAAUUGUAUUCGUUUUUUGUUAUUUUUUUUUUUUUUUUAUUAACUCCUGCGACUUUUUUGAUCAGCGACACGACCCUGACGUUGGUUGCCCUGCUGACUUCUGGGAAAGAGACGCUGUGAACCGCAGUCCUGCAGAGACAGACACCCGAUCUCUUAUAUCUCUAACGCAGCUGGGACUGAAGCCACACCACCCUCCCAGCACCCACUGCAGUGAGAGGACCCCACAGCAACAGAUAACAUGGAUUUGUCCCCAAACAGCCUGAUGGCGGGCAAUGUAACCAACAAGAACGACCCCCGCUCCCUGAACUCCCGAGUGUUCAUCGGAAACCUCAACACCCUGCUGGUGACCAAGGCGGACGUGGAGGCCAUCUUCUGCAAGUACGGCAAGGUCGUGGGCUGCUCCGUGCACAAGGGCUUCGCCUUCGUGCAGUUCCUGAACGAGAGGACCGCGCGCGCCGCUGUGGCUGGGGAGGACGGCCGCAUGAUCGUGGGGCAGGUGCUGGAUAUUAACUUGGCAUGUGAACCCAAACCUCAUCGAUCAAAGUCUGGGAAACGUUCAUCUGGAGACAUGUAUGGUUCUUCGUUUGAUCUGGAUUAUGAUUUUCAGAGAGACUACUACGACAGGAUGUACUCGUACCCCUCCCGUGUCCCUCCCCCUCCCCCUCCUCCACUGUCCAGGCCAGUGAUCCCGUCCAAGAGACCGCGGGUCAGCGCUAGUGGGGGUGGCCGCCGUACCAAAAGCAGCUUCUCCUCCAAGGGCAGCCAGCGGAGCUCCUCGCGCAGCAGUGAGUAUCAGCACAGGAGCAGCGCUGUUGCUGAGGUGCUGGGGAAAGCGAGUGGUAAAAUCACUUACCAAGACACGGGUACGAGAAGAGCCGUUCCAGCAGUGAAAGCUGAUGACCUGCAGACCAUUAAAAAGGAGCUGACUCAAAUUAAACACAAGGUGGAUUACCUGCUCGAGAGCCUGGAGAGGAUGGAGAAGGACCACGGCAAGAAGUCGGAUACGAAGAGCAGCAAGCCGGAUGAGCCGCAGCCCCAGCACAGCAGCAGCAGCAGCAGCUCCAAGAAGGAGGAGGCAGUGAAGAUGCAGAGCGAGGCGGUGGGAGACUCUGACGAUGAUGAAGGGGACCUGCUGGACGACGAGGACGAGGUGAAGAGCCGUGGGGGGCGCGAGGAAGAAGAGAACGAUGAAGAGGAAGACCGGGAGCAGGAGGAAGGGGAGGAUGAUGGGGACAGUGCUAACGGAGAUGACGACUCUUAAACAGCCUGCCUCCUGUGCGCCAGUGACUGUCCUCCCUGUCCCUCCUGAAACCUGUCUAAUUAAAUCAACCCUCCCCAGCCUGCGACUGUGUGUGUGUCUCUGACCUGUCCUUUCCCUUUCGUCUCUGUUUUUAUUUUUGAUACCUCUUAAAUAAACCAUGUGUUUUAUAUCCUA